GGGAAGGGGAUGUGCUGCGUCGUGAUAGUGCGGAUGCGAUUCGAUUUUCGUGAAUGCGUUUGAUUUCGCUGGGUCGCGACUGUUUGUUUGCCACAUCAAUGUCCCUACUGCAGAGUUUGAAUUAUGUAGGCAUUUCAUGCGAUUUCUCGUCUGAACGCAACCAUCAACACACGCUGUUGGAAUGGAAUCUAGGUUGAUCGCAUCGGAAGGCUGGGAUAAUCCAUAAACAUCCCAGCUCUUAUUGUAUGGAAUAAUAGGGUGGUUCAUGCUUUGGAUGAAAUUGAGAUACUGGCUUCAGAACACAUGUCACUUGCAUAUUCCUUUGGGGUUGGGUGAUCACCGCCUUUGGGGUAUUGUGGUGGCAGAGGCAAGGGAGGACCAUUGGUUCUUGUUCUGCCUUGUAGUCAUGUACAUCUUGUGAUUGCAGAGCUUAUCAACAUGAGCGGAGCCAGCCAGACAUAAUUACCAGGAUGAUGGGUUCUUCCACUUCGUUUCAGUUGUCUAGGUCCAAGUAGUUCGUUUCGUGAGUUAUCCAAAGUUGCGCCGCAAAGAUGAGUACUGCUAAUCGCUACCAACACAUCAAGUCAACUAAGCCUGUUGUAGGCAAAGCAAGAAAAUUGAAGGAUCUCAUGAUAAAAAGUGACAAUAGGAUAUGUGCUGACUGUGGUGCACCUGAUCCCAAAUGGGCAUCUGCUAAUAUUGGAGUGUUUCUUUGCUUAAAAUGUGGAGAUGUUCAUAGGGCACUUGGACCUGACAUCUCAAAGGUUUUAUCUGUAACUUUGGAUGAUUGGUCUGAUAGUGAUAUCGACUCCAUGGUUGAGGUUGGUGGAAACUCAUAUGCAAAUUCAAUUUAUGAGGCUUUUCUUCCAAAAGAUCACCCAAAACCCAAACCAGAUUCAACGAUGGAAUAUAGGACAAAAUUUAUAAGAGCUAAGUAUGAGACACAAGAUUUUUUGAAGCCAAGUUUGCGCAUUUCAUCAAGAUCAUCUUUUAAAUCUACCACUUCUGUGAAGAGUGUAGAUAGCAAUUUCUCUAGCACUUCAAGGAAGGAUGUCUUUGAAGAUACAAGAGAAUUUGUUGGAGAGUUGAAUAUCACACUGGUCAAAGGCACCAACUUGGCCGUUAGAGACAUGCUAACAAGUGAUCCAUAUGUUGUUUUAACGCUCGGAGGGCAGAAAGUUCAAUCAACGGUUAAAAAAAGUGAUCUGAAUCCGGUAUGGAAUGAAGUGCUUAAGAUAUCUGUUCCUCGAAAUUAUGGACCUCUAAAACUUGAAGUGUAUGACCAUGAUAUGUUCUCAGCUGAUGAUAUCAUGGGUGAAGCAGAGAUAGAUCUCCAGCCAAUGAUCACAGCCGCCAUGGCCUUUGGAGAUACUUCACGUCUUGGUGACAUGCAAAUUGGGAGGUGGUUCAUGACCAAAGACAACGCCCUGAUGAAAGAUAGCACGGUGAAUGUUGUGGCAGGUAAGGUAAAACAGGAGGUGCACUUAAAGCUACAGAACGUAGAAUCAGGUGAGUUGGAGUUGGAGCUAGAAUGGGUUCCGAUCCUCUAGACUAAUGAUAACUCCCCUGAUCUUUGUCUAAAAAUCUAUACUCAAGAUGCAUCGAUGUUUCCAAGCUGUCCACUUGAUGGUCUUGGACAUUUUUGCUGGAUGGUUUGAAUUUGUUAAAAAUGUCACUGUAGAAUAUCAUGGUGUAACUGUCGGUUGUACUCGCGCCUUUCACCCCCCUCCCGGUAACUGGUUAUCAUGCCUUGUAAGCACUCGCUGUCUCUUGAUUGUUGUUGCAUUGUCCCAUUGAAAGGACCUGUGUCUUGUAAGAGAUGGCAAUUAUAGCCAGUGAACUCUUUGUGCUGAUGCCAUGUUGGCGCUGUAGUAGCUAAUCGGGUUGUUGGUUCUCC
Zea mays is the source of this 1897-nucleotide messenger RNA. Its product is annotated as putative calcium-dependent lipid-binding (CaLB domain) family protein. The record is from RefSeq and is a predicted model, not a curated record. Lineage: Eukaryota; Viridiplantae; Streptophyta; Magnoliopsida; Poales; Poaceae. Gene Ontology annotation, molecular function: phospholipid binding; GTPase activator activity. The transcript is spliced from 10 exons. The coding region runs from base 552 to 1550 and encodes 332 amino acids.